Pezoporus occidentalis (night parrot) is the source of this 761-nucleotide messenger RNA. RefSeq names its product NADH:ubiquinone oxidoreductase subunit B8 (gene NDUFB8). The coding region runs from base 9 to 629 and encodes 206 amino acids. The transcript is spliced from 5 exons. NCBI's taxonomy places the organism in Eukaryota, Metazoa, Chordata, Aves, Psittaciformes, Psittacidae. Gene Ontology annotation, biological process: mitochondrial electron transport, NADH to ubiquinone. Gene Ontology annotation, cellular component: mitochondrion. The record is from RefSeq and is a predicted model, not a curated record.
GUGCUCGUAUGUCCCUACCGGCCGCCGUCGGCCGCGCUUGCGCGGUUUCGGGCAUGGCGGUGGCUGGGCUCCGGAGUGUCCUCUGGCAGCGGGCAGCUGCCCGGCUGCAGUUGGCGCGGGCUGCCGUGGCGGAGCCCGCGGGGGUGCGGGCGGCCUCGCAGAUGACCCAGGACAUGUUGCCCGGGCCGUAUCCUCGCACGCCGGAGGAGCGGGCAGCUGCCGCGAAGAAGUACAACAUGCGGGUGGAGGAUUAUGAGCCCUACCCUGACGACGGCUUCGGUUAUGGUGAUUAUCCCAAGCUCCCUGAUAAGUCUCAGCAUGAGAGAGACCCCUGGUACAAGUGGGACCAGCCAGACAUGAGGCAUAACUGGGGAGAGCCGAUGCACUGGGACUUUGACAUGUAUACUCGGAACCGUGUUGAUACAUCCCCCACUGUAGUACCCUGGCACAUCAUGCGCAGACACUUCUUUUUCUUUCUGGGUACCAUGCUGGUCAUGUUUGUUAUUGGAGGGAUGUAUCCAUCUUAUAUGCCUGUGGGACCGAAGCAAUAUCCCUUCAAUGACCUGUAUCUGGAGAGAGGAGGAGACCCCAAUAAAGAGCCACCAGUGGUGACACACUAUGAAAUCUGAAAGUUGUUGGAGUGCUAUGCUUUCCUCUGACACCAAUGCUGGGGAUGGCAUCUUCUCUAGCAUUCACUGUGUUAACACUUGUCCUUCAAGGUUUAACCACUAACUGCAGUGAAAUAAACCGAUGACAUCUAC